CUUUUCCUCCUCUCUCUCCACACUAUUUCCUUUUCUCUCAUCGAGCUCCUCAGUGAUAGUUUCACUUCAACAUCUAUCGCAUCUCUCCUUUCGUUAAGUCAAGAAACAUGAGUUCUAGCACCGAAGAUGCAGCGCGGACAAUCCUGGUCUCGUGCAAACAGACGCGAUUCCACAUCGACAAUCCGGCCUAUCAGGAGCUGGAUAUCGAAGGGCUCAAUAUCACCGUUACAUCAGGGACGGGAAAGUCGGGCGCAAAAUUGAAAGGAAAAGCACGAGCUGAGGGUCUCGAGAUAUUAGUUAAUGGCCACCUGAAGCUCAAGGCUGGCGUUCACUACGCGCUGGUCGGACGGAAUGGCACGGGUAAAUCUACGAUUCUGAAAGCUAUAGCUGAGAAGCUCAUCCCCGGCAUCCCGAUCCAGACAAGGAUUUCAAUUCUCCAGCAAACUUCCACAGAUGGCCAGAAUGCAGUAAACGUGAGCGAGUCUGGUGAAGCAAGUCUAGCUACCUCUUCUAGCAGGCCGCUUUCUGUCCUGGAAAAUGUCAUUGACAAAGUAACGUCACGAAAUGAUAUACAGCACGAGAUUGAUGUUCUCUCCAGGGGACUUGAUGAUCAGGUCAACAAUGCUUUUGCUCCCCUUCGAGCUUUCCGUCAAGUUCAGCAUGAACGGUUAAAGAGAGAGCUUUUUGAGCAUGACAAGGAUGCUAGACUCAGAAGCGGGGCCAGAGGUAUGGCAGCCCGGAAAGCGCUGAUUGCGUUCGAAAAGAAGGUUGCAGAAUCGGCAGAACGCCUUGAGCAAGGAGAUGAUAAGAUCGACGAAGGAACUCUGGAGGAAGAAACUCUUGCUGCAGGUGAUCUACUGGCAGAACUUCAAUCGCAGCUUGAGCCGGCACGGAUUUCUGAGAUCGAGGUUAGAGCCCGAAACAUUCUAUCCGGUCUUGGGUUUCCGAACGCAUUUCUUGAGAAGCCGGUCUCCACCUUAUCAGGAGGUUGGCGGAUGAGAACUCAUCUCGCCAGCUGCCUUCUUCAACCCACUGAUAUUCUCAUUCUUGACGAGCCCACAAAUUUCCUCGACCUUCUGGGUAUUAUCUGGCUCCAGAGAUUCCUUCUUCAACUUCGCGAUGCCGGACCAAAUCCACCCACGGUUGUUCUAGUUUCCCACGACCGCGAUUUUGUUAAUACUGUUUGCCAGGAACUCAUAAUCCUCCGAGAUCACGAGCUUACCUAUUUCAGAGGCGACCUCAACCUCUACGAUGCGUCCAUUCGGGAGAAGAAGCUGUACCUUGGCCGCAUGAAAGAGGCCCAAGAAAAGCAAAAGGCUCACAUUCAGCAGACCAUCCAACAAAAUAUCAAGCAAGGGAAAGCAACCGGAGACGAAAACAAGCUUCGCCAAGCAAAGUCUCGACAAAAGAAACUGGACAACCGAAUGGGAAUGGAGAAAAGUGCAUCUGGAGGUCGAUUCAAACUAAACCGGGAUCUGACCGGAUACCAUCUGACUGCCAGGGCCGAGAUCGAUGUCCCCGUGGACGAGAAAGGGGUAUCAAUUGUCCUCCCAGACGCUCCAGAUCUUCGUUUCCCCGGUCCCCUCGUUUCCAUCGAAGGGGUAACAUUCAAAUACCCCACGGUCAAGAAGGCACAACAAGCAGUGCCAACCGUUCUUCAAGAUAUUGACCUUACGAUCCAUAUGGGCGACCGCAUCGGAAUCGUCGGCUUGAACGGCUGCGGAAAAUCAACUCUGAUAAAGCUCAUCACCGACGUAACCAAACCCACCAAGGGUUCCGUGACCCACCAUCCCCGUCUACGGAUGGGAUAUUAUUCCCAACACGCCGUCGAAGACCUCCAAGCUCUGGGGACCAACGAAUCAGACCUCACCGCUCUCUCCCUCCUCACACGCGACGUAGAGGGGGAAUUGGAUGAAGGCGAGCUCCGCGGGCUCCUCGGCUCCCUCGGUCUCCCCGGCCGCGUCGCCUCCGACGUGCCCCUAACCAAGCUCUCGGGAGGCCAGCUAGUGCGUCUCGCACUCGCACGGCUCCUGUGGAAAUGUCCGCAGCUCCUAGUCCUCGACGAGAUCACCACGCAUCUAGAUUUCCACACUGUGACGGCGUUGGCGGAUGCGUUGCACGCGUGGAACGGAGCGAUUCUGGUGGUGAGCCACGAUCGGUUCCUGGUGAGGCGGGUGGUGCAGGGAGAGAAAGAAAGCGUUGAUGAAGAAGGAGACGAGGAGGAGGAGGAGAGUAGUGGGGAGGAAGAUGCGGGCUUAAAAAGACGAACAGUGUAUUUGUUGAAGAGUGGACGCAUGACGGUUCUUGAAAAGGGCGUAAGAGCCUUCGAGGACAGUUUGGAGAAGAGGGUCGAGAAGCUGUUGGCUUCAUGAAAGGGGAAUUUCUAGCUAGUAAUUCUAAAACUUGAGCUGGUUGGCCUGCCGCAUAGUAUAUAUACCAUGCGUGAUGUGCAUGCAUACGAGCUUGUUGGACCUCCCUCCCCUAGUUCAUAUCCAGUAAUCCAAGUACAAAUAUCAAUCAAUCA
This is a messenger RNA of Amorphotheca resinae ATCC 22711, 2524 nucleotides long. RefSeq lists its product as hypothetical. The record is from RefSeq and is a predicted model, not a curated record. The transcript has 5 exons. NCBI's taxonomy places the organism in Eukaryota, Fungi, Ascomycota, Leotiomycetes, Helotiales, Amorphothecaceae. The coding region runs from base 108 to 2372 and encodes 754 amino acids. Gene Ontology annotation, molecular function: ATP binding; ATP hydrolysis activity.